AUGAAAGAGAAAAUAAAAUUCUCAAGUCUCAAUAUCAAUCAUCUCUCUAACAAGAGAGAAGAACUUGAGGUUCUCUUGAAAAAAAAGAAACCAAAAAUCAUGUGCCUACAGGAGACAUGGAGACAAUCAGUGUUCCCCUUAAGGCUUGAAAAAUAUACUGCUAUAGAAACUAGUAGCAG
Messenger RNA from Vairimorpha ceranae, 179 nucleotides. RefSeq lists its product as hypothetical. The annotation marks the transcript as partial. The record is from RefSeq and is a predicted model, not a curated record. The transcript has a single exon. Lineage: Eukaryota; Fungi; Microsporidia; Nosematidae.